Molecule: messenger RNA, 654 nt
Organism: Liolophura sinensis
Lineage: Eukaryota; Metazoa; Mollusca; Polyplacophora; Chitonida; Chitonidae
Exons: 2
Coding region: 1-654 (217 amino acids)
Source: RefSeq, a predicted model, not a curated record
AUGCCAGAAGUCAAGUGCCAGAACAACUUGGCUAUAAACGUCUUCGGCUGGGACAAAGGCGUGGUUGUGUACCACAUCAGCAAACAGUCAGGGGACUUGCCCCGGAUCAACCUGCUGUGGACUGAGAAUGAUAGCUGUGAUAUUGUCAUAGGGUGGCGCCAACGAAAACUUGCAGCUCUAUUUGUCUGUCGGCAUGAGCCUGAAAAGAUCCACUUCGCCCUCAGAUUUGGGCAGAGCCCCUGGAUGGAGCCAUAUAUUCGGAUGAACACGGAGCUCCGAAAACAAGCCACCAGCAGCUUCGAGAAAGACCUCUACAAGCUCAUGAACAACACUGUUUUUGGGAAGAGAAUGGAGAACCUCAGAAAACGGGCCCAUGUUAAGCUGGUGCAAACAAGUGAGGAAGCUGUGACGUUUGAUAGCCAACAUAUUUUGCUGCAAUCCAGUUCCACAAGAACCACCUCUGCUCAACCGCUCCGUUUAUGUGGGUAUGAGCGCGUCCUCGACCUCUCCAAAUACCUUAUGUAUGACUUCUACUACAACCAGAUGAAGGCUCAGUACGGAGAACAUUGUCAACUCCUCUACACUGACACAGACAGCCUGCUCCUUGAGAUGCAGACAGAGGAUGUCUAUCGCCAGAUAUGCAGACCUCUAUGA